AAUGAAAUUGAGCCCUCAUCUUUAUUUCCUGAACCCUUGCCUCUUCUCGCUCGCUCGCUCGCUCGCUCUCUCUCUCUCUCUCUGUCUGGCUCUGGCGACACCCAAAAACAAAGCGUUUUUCUAUGUUCAUCACGAUCAUCUAAACAAGAACAAUUCCAUGGAGUUUACAGUUGAUGGUGAUGUUGAUGGUGAGGUUGUGGGCAGUUCUGCUGAGAUGGAAGGAAGUAGAGCAGGUGAUGAAAAUGAAACCGGUGCAAGUUCUGUUGAAGGAGCAUUCCAACUGGGUCAGGAAGAAAAGAUAAUUCUAGAUUCAUCUGGAAGGAACAUAAUUCCAUCGGCAAUUCCUGUAGUAUCAGUUGUUUCAGCAGAUGAGCCAUAUGUUGGUCAAGAGUUUGAAACGGAAGCAGCUGCUCAUGCAUUUUAUAAUGCAUAUGCCACUCAUGUGGGAUUCAUAAUUCGUGUAAGCAAACUCUCUCGAUCAAGGCGGGAUGGAACUGCCAUUGGCCGUGCACUUGUUUGUAAUAAAGAGGGUUAUAGAAUGCCUGACAAGCGUGAAAAAAUUGUAAGGCAAAGAGCAGAGACCAGGGUUGGUUGCAGAGCAAUGAUUUUGGUGAGAAAAGUAAGUUCUGGUAAAUGGGUUGUCACAAAGUUUGUAAAGGAGCACACUCAUCCUUUGACACCUGGGAAAGGUCGAAGGGAUUGCAUUUAUGAUCAAUAUCCGAAUGAACAUGACAAGAUUCGGGAACUAUCCCAGCAGCUGGCCGUAGAGAAGAAACGUGCUGCAACAUAUAAAAGACAUCUUGACCUAAUAUUUGAGCAUAUUGAAGAGCACAAUGAGAGCCUAUCAAAGAAGAUCCAACACAUAGUUGAUAGUGUGAAGGAGAUUGAAAGUAAGGAGCAGCAAGUUUACAGAUAGUCUGCCUUCGGCAAUAUAAAGCACCUUUUGUUUUGUGAAGCGUAGAAUCAAGCUAUGUUGUGGAGAAUGCUACAGGAUGAAGCAGAUUGUUUGGUUUCAGUGUUGGUUUACGAUACCUUGUGCUUCACCUAGGUUUAGGUAACUAGUUAGUUUUGUAGUUUGGCAUGUUUUAGUCAAUGGCAUUCAUUGGACUGCUUUGCAUAAUGUGUUGUCUACAGCAAAUGUUUCCUACCGCAAAUGUUUGUAGGAAAUUUGUUGAAUCCAUGUAUAGUUUACCUGGGCCAUCCUUAUCAAAAUGCUUAACAUGCAAUAAUUUUAAAGAGUACUAGGAUGUCCCAAGGAAAGUUGAAUCCUCUAUUUAAUUUGUAUAGCAGAAUAUAUGUCCUUUUAAGUUGAACUUUUUAAAGUUUCCCAUUUGUUGAUGA
Messenger RNA from Rosa rugosa (rugosa rose), 1341 nucleotides. RefSeq lists its product as uncharacterized. Bases 2 to 916 code for a protein of 304 amino acids. The record is from RefSeq and is a predicted model, not a curated record. Lineage: Eukaryota; Viridiplantae; Streptophyta; Magnoliopsida; Rosales; Rosaceae. The transcript has 3 exons.